Messenger RNA from Arachis stenosperma, 855 nucleotides. RefSeq lists its product as uncharacterized. Bases 1 to 855 code for a protein of 284 amino acids. The record is from RefSeq and is a predicted model, not a curated record. Lineage: Eukaryota; Viridiplantae; Streptophyta; Magnoliopsida; Fabales; Fabaceae. Gene Ontology annotation, molecular function: nucleic acid binding. The transcript has 2 exons.
AUGACAAGGGAACCAGCAAUUGCACUACACCUAACAACCCUAAGUUCUUCAUGGCUAGAUCCCAUCACCAACUUCCUAGAACACGGCCAAGUCCCUGGUGAUGAAAAGGAUGCGGCAAAAUUAAGAAGAGAAGCGGCAAAAUACGCCGUCAUCCAAGGACAGCUGUUCAGAAAAGGGCUUAGCCAACCCCUACUGAAGUGCCUACACCCCGACCAGACGGACUAUGUCCUCAAGGAAGUCCAUGAGGGCUGCUGUGGGCACCACAUCGGAGGCAAGGCCCUAGCAAGGAAGUUAAUCCGAGCUGGGUACUACUGGCCGUCGAUGAUGGCAGAUUCCAAAGACGGCCUGGGUAUAAGGCAAAGGUUCUCUUCGGUAGAACACCCUCAGACGAACGGACAAGUGGAGUCCGCCAACAAGGUUAUCCUUUCAGGGUUGAAAAAGAGGUUGGACAAUAAGAAGGGUGCUUGGGCCGACGAGCUAGCGUCGGUCCUCUGGUCUUACCGAACAACCGAGCAGUCCUCCACCAAGGAAACUCCUUUCCGAUUAACGUACGGGGUAGAUGCGGUAAUACCCGUAGAGAUCGGUGAACCGAGUCCGCAAUUGCUUUUGAAAGGAGUGGAGGAAACUGUAGAAAAGGACCUGAUAGAUGAAGCCCGGGAAAUGGCCCAUUUGACAGAAACGGCGCUAAAACAAAGAAUAGCUCUGCGAUACAACACCAAAGUGCUCAAGAGGGAAUUUGGGCCUGACGACCUCGUCCUAAGGCGGAAUGAUAUCGGCCCACCGACCCCCGGAGAGGGCAAGCUAGCGGCAAACUGGGAAGGUCCCUACAGAGUCAAAAAGGUGAUGGAAAAAUGA